CAUGCUGUUUGUUUCUCCCCACAGAUUAGGGAAAAUGAAGGAAAGACUUUUGUUUGUGUGUCUCAUAGCAGGCUUGGGUGCUUCUCUCGCAGCCGACGAGGCGGAGGUCGCACCCAGGCCGCGUUCUCGUUUCCCCGAAGACGCUCGUCUCAUCGCAGCCAACAGCCGCAAGACGAUCACGACUGUCACCACCUCGACCACCACAGCACCCGUGACCUGUGCCACAUCCAUCAAUCCCGUGGCAUGUGGCAAGAGACGCAGGAGAUUAUUCUCGCAGAAUCAGAACAAAAAACUAGCUGCUAUGGAUUCUCCAGGUGACCUACUGGACAGUUCUCUGGACGCCGUACAGUCCGACACCGCGGAGAACGAGAAGGCCCGUCUGUCGUACACAGUUUGGUGGUCCAUUACUACCACCCUAACGCACAUCACGACUGUCAAUACAGGCGUCACGUUCUCUGUCUCGUACAUGUGCUCUGUUGCUGGGGCCACAUAUCCGGCCUUGUGUGCUGGAUAAAAAAUUAAUUUCUCUGACGGACAUAGCUCUUCUCCUGACCGUGGAUUCCUAAUGUGCUGACAUUUCAGACAAAUUCUACGAAUAUACUAACAGUAAAUUUUAAUCAUCAAAUUUGAUGGUCGUUUUUAAAUAAAUAAAUUCAAUGCACGAAACUAACGACUAUUGUGUUUCAUUUAUGUUAAAAAGUCAAAAUUCACAGGAAAUAUUAAUAAUCUACAAUUCAAUAACCAUACAGUGACACGCAAAAAAAAAAAUAAAAAACAAACACGCAAACAAAAUAAAAAAUGGAAGCCAUACCUACAUACUCUAACUACAAACCAUUAGCGAACAUCUAGAUUGUCUUUUGAUGAUAAGUAAAUGUUAUGAUUUACUUUUAUAUUUAUCACUUUUAUCGCAUCCAUAUGAUAUAGAUACGACAAAAUUCGACGAAAUUCAUUACAAUAAAUGUUACAAUGGCAUGCGCCGUCACAUUCCUCAAUAACCGACGCCUUAAUGUUCUUCUUCAAAAAGAUAUUAGUGAUAGUUGACUUCUCUGUUAACUUAUUUUGUUCGCAUUUUAGAAGAUAAAUAAUAUAGAAAUUGUACGUAAGGUGGGUCAGAUGUAUGUUAUGAAUAAAUUGUAUUAUUGCUUCA
Messenger RNA from Hyalella azteca, 1147 nucleotides. RefSeq lists its product as uncharacterized. Bases 2 to 514 code for a protein of 170 amino acids. Lineage: Eukaryota; Metazoa; Arthropoda; Malacostraca; Amphipoda; Hyalellidae. The transcript is spliced from 3 exons. The record is from RefSeq and is a predicted model, not a curated record.